CCUAAAUGUGUACAUCAUUGAUCAGUGAUUUCUUCUUCAUCUUUUCCAUUUUCCUUGAGUAAGUUAUGGUGGUGGAUUACUACAGUAAGCAGCUAUGGUGUUCACCUUUCUUACUCUUCUUCUUCUUAACAGCAAUAAUCAUGGAAGAAAUGAAAUUGAUAAUUUCUACUGCUAAUCAAAUUCCAACUACACUGGAAGGUCCAUUUCCACCAGUAACUCGUCGUUUCGAUUCUUCGUUGCGGCGAGGAAGCGAUGAUUUGCCCAUGGAUCAUCCUCGUCUCAGGAAGAGAGUUUCCCCCAUGUUUCCUGAACAAAUUUCUCUAGCUCUCUCUUCUCAACCCACUUCAAUCUGGGUCUCUUGGGUUACUGGUGAUGCUCAGAUUGGUUCCAAUGUAAUCCCACUUGAUCCAUCCACUGUUAAGAGUGAGGUCUGGUAUGGUACACAAAGUGGCAACUACCAAUUCUCACAAACAGGGAAAUCAGAAGUGUACAGCCAAUUGUACCCAUUUCAAGGUCUUCUCAACUAUACCUCUGGCAUCAUUCACCAUGUUAGGCUCCAAGGUCUUGAACCUGGGAAGAAAUAUUACUAUAAAUGUGGUGAUACUUCUUUAUCAGCAAUGAGCAAAGAGCAUACCUUUAAAACAUUACCCUUACCGUCGCCAAUCAACUAUCCUAGACGAAUAGCAGUGGUUGGAGACUUGGGGCUUACAAGCAAUUCAACGACAACUGUUGAUCAUAUGGUUAAGAAUGACCCUUCAAUGAUUUUGAUGCUUGGAGACUUAACUUAUGCAAAUCAGUACCGUACAACAGGAGGAAAAGGAGUUCCAUGCUUUUCAUGCGCGUUUCCAGAUGCGCCCAUUAGGGAAACUUAUCAACCCCGCUGGGACGGAUGGGGAAGGUUUAUGGAGCCCUUGAUCUCAAAAGUUCCAAUGAUGGUCAUUGGAGGCAAUCAUGAGAUUGAGACUCAGGCAGCUGGGAUCUCUUUCAAAUCAUAUUCGGCACGAUUUGCUGUUCCCUCUUAUGAGUCUGGCUCUGAUAGCAAUUUUUACUACUCGUUCAAUGCCGGAGGAAUUCAUUUUAUCAUGUUGGGAGCUUAUGUUGACUAUAAUACAACUGGUUCCCAACACACAUGGCUAAGAAAAGAUCUGGAACAAGUAGACCGCGAAGUGACACCUUGGUUAGUGGCUGCAUGGCAUCCACCUUGGUAUAAUAGCUACUCAUCACAUUACCAGGAAUUUGAAUGCAUGAGGCAAGAAAUGGAAGGACUUCUAUAUCAAUUUGGUGUUGACAUUGUCUUUUCUGGUCAUGUGCAUGCUUAUGAGCGGAUGAAUAGAAUGUAUAAUUACACGUUGGAUCCAUGUGGACCUGUUUACAUCAAUGUAGGAGAUGGUGGGAACAUUGAAAAAGUUGAUGUAGAGCACGCCGAUGACCCUGGAAAGUGUCCUUCACCAGGAGACAAUAUGCCGGAAUUUGGAGGUGUGUGUCAUUUGAAUAUCACUUCUGGUCCUGGUAAAGGUCAAUUCUGCUGGGACAAACAACCAGAGUGGAGUGCAUUCAGAGAGAGCAGCUUUGGGCAUGGAAUCCUAGAGGUUGUGAAUGACACAAAUGCCUUGUGGACAUGGCACAGAAAUCAGGAUGUUUACAAGGAGCAGAGUUCUGGUGAUCAAAUAUACAUAGUACGAGAACCUGAACGUUGCUGCGCAACCAUCAAAUAGAUUGUAAAUUACAAGCAGAUCUCUGAAGUCGAAAUAAAACCCAAACAGAAAAGGGUAUCGGGGACGUAAAAGGUUAACCCAAGUUGAAUAAGAUUUACACCACUUCAGAGCAAAAUAAUAUGAGAGGCUUUUGGAUAGUUUUUGUCUUUGAUUGCGGUCAUUUGUAUUGCAAGGGUGAAUGGUUACUGCUUUAAGCCGUGUUGAUGUUUGUUGUGUUUUUCAAUUUUCUGGGGACUGGGUCCAGCUUAUGUGAAAUAGUUAACCAAAAUAAUAUGAUUGGCAGAAUCUCUUUAACUUGGAACGAUUCAGCUUUUGCUGCAGAUGCGCUUAAAUUUAUCAGACAGCAUAGUGAAAUUUCAGAUACUA
Messenger RNA from Papaver somniferum (opium poppy), 2081 nucleotides. Its product is annotated as purple acid phosphatase 23-like. The coding region runs from base 66 to 1715 and encodes 549 amino acids. The record is from RefSeq and is a predicted model, not a curated record. Gene Ontology annotation, molecular function: metal ion binding; acid phosphatase activity. The transcript has 7 exons. Lineage: Eukaryota; Viridiplantae; Streptophyta; Magnoliopsida; Ranunculales; Papaveraceae.